Brachypodium distachyon (stiff brome) is the source of this 1507-nucleotide messenger RNA. RefSeq lists its product as uncharacterized. The coding region runs from base 1 to 825 and encodes 274 amino acids. The transcript has 2 exons. The record is from RefSeq and is a predicted model, not a curated record. NCBI's taxonomy places the organism in Eukaryota, Viridiplantae, Streptophyta, Magnoliopsida, Poales, Poaceae.
AUGGACGAAUCCUUGGGCGCCAACUCUCCACCUAUUAUCCACCCCGACGAUCUGGGUCCCCCUCCGGGUUCCAUCCUCCUCGAUGUGUUGGGCUACAUCAGCUCCCGCACCACCGCCACCACCGCCGAGGGUUUCUCGAGUACCGACAAGCGCAUCAAGGUGACCUUCUGGGCGGCCCACCCGCCGCGAGCCUCCUGGUUCACCGUCUGCAGCCCGGAUCUGGAGCCCUCCACCGAAUUCGCCUCCACGCCAAACAUCGUCAACACGGAGGAUGACCUCGUACUUCUCCGGGUCCCUAUCUGCCUUCCCUGGGGCGUUCCAAACUUGUACGGCAACGACUACUUCGUCUAUCAUGCCGGCACCGAGAACAAGGGGCCAUCGCUGGAUCUGGUCCCCGCGCCCCCCCCGCACAUCGACUUCUCCGACUGCCAGGUUGGCCUCCUGCGCUGCCGCGCUCGCGACAUGUACUUGGUCGCUAUACUCACUUGGGCGGCAAUCCGCGAGGCAGGGGACAAGUACUAUCUUCACCUCUACAGCUCCGAGACCAAGACAUGGAGCACCAAGUUGAUGACGUGCCUUGAUUCCCGACCGAAAUCGCUGCUGUACAGGUACUCCGGCAAGGUGAUCACCAUAGGAGGGGAGCUCGGUUCAGUGGGCUGGGUCGAUCUCUGGCGGGGCAUCCUCAUCUGCGACGUCCUCCUGGACAACCGCGAGCUUCGCUACAUUCCACUGCCGUCGCCAGCUGUGCCCAGGCCGUUCUGGCUUCCUGCUGGAGUGGCUUGUCGGGAUAUCAUUGCCCUAGAAGGUCACAUCAAGUACUUUUAGAUGUGGGUGUCACUGAACGGAGGUUGGGAGGCGGUCGAAUGGAGAAGGAAAGAUUCUUGGAAGAAGUGGAAGAAGCACCGUGUGAUCAAAGUUUCGGUGGACCUGGCCGAGGCUGAAAUCAAAGAGCAGCCAACCUUGAAGGCCUUCUCAGGUUUUCCUGCUCUGGGCUUGCAUGAUGAUGCUGGUGUUGUUUACAUCAUGGACAGACACGGUUACACGGACAAAGAGGUACUGGUGAUUGCUGUUGAUAUGAGGAAGCAGACUAUACAAGGUGUGGCUGAUUAUGUCCGAAGGAUUCCCUUGGCUUACAGUUUCUACUGUGUUAGUGGGAUCUCCAAGCAUCUGCGUUGGACGUCCUCUGCUAGAGGGAAUGCUGAAACAAGUACAAAUGAAAUUGUGCAAGCUGGCAAGGAGGAGGUUGGAAGGGAGGGCGUGCAAUCUCAACUUAGUAAAGUUCACGGAACAAGCCGCAAGUGCAGAGGAAGACGUAGCCGUUGCCGGUGUUUAAAGUGACAACCCACAUGGGACUGGGACUAUAUUUGAUUGGUCUGUUUUAUGAUUCCGAAAUCAGUGUGUGGGUCAUAUGUAGACUGCAGUGUGUGCUCUUUGGAUUAUGUUUCAUCUUGUCUUGUGUCUGCUUUAUUAGAGUCGAGAAUUAUAUGUCAACUUGAACUUAUUUGCU